UAUGAGUCGGUGUUUAACUUUUACUGAACUCCACCUUUAAAUAUAGCAAUGAAUGGAGUGACAAGAUCGGAGGAUAAAUCAUACCGUGGUGUCAUCUGCAAAAAGAGGGAUUUGAUAAUCUGACGACAGAGAGUGCUGCUGCAACGGCUGGUGCUCGGAGACAUGCAGAUGAUUUCACUCCUCCCUUUCUUUCCACCUUCUUUGCUCGGCACCUUUAUUUAACAUUUGUACUGUUUUGGUGAUCUUGUGGCGAGCUGGAAGUCGUCUGGUCGUUAUGGUGGAACUGGACUAAAGGACUGUCUUUUUGCUGGAUUCUGCAACUGCCGAGAUUUCUACCUCCGGAAUUCUAUUGGUGUGCCACAGGCGAGAUGAGUGACAGCUCGGGAACCGUGAACAACUCGGGGGCUAUGGUACUGGAGGAGCCCGAUGGGAGAGGCGGCUCUGGUGGACGUGAACAAGCCCAGGCCCCUGUGCGUGGUGGCAUUUUAAGGUGUGGGAGCUGUGCCCUUUGGCCCCGCCAACAGACCUGGCUCUGUGUGGUUCCGCUUCUCAUUGGCUUCAUAGGCCUGGGGCUCAGUCUCAUGCUGCUGAAAUGGAUCGUAGUGGGUUCUGUGCGGGACUAUGUGCCCACAGACUUGGUGGACGCCAAGGGUAUUGGCCAGGACCCCAUCUUUCUGUCUAAGCCUAGCACUUUUCCUAAGGGAUCUGACACCACCACCACUACAACCACUAUUGGUGGUGUCAGCUCGGUCAGCCCCACCGUCACCUCAGUGGUGCGGAGCAGGACUCGAACGGGAACUCCUCCAAACAUUCCUCCUAGAGGCAGCGGGGCAUCCGGCAGUCAGGUGACACAGAAGAGCCCCUCUACUCGCUUUGUCACACGUAAUCCCACCUUUACGACCACCGUGGUCUCUACCACCACAUCUACUGUCCAUAUGUCCACAUCCAGCCCCUCUCCCUCCAACCCAGCAGUCCUAAACGACUCCACCCAAAUGUGGACCAGAGAGCAGUCAUCCGAGAGGCAUGUGACCACGCCUGGUCGAACCCAUGUCAGCCGCAAGACACGUAAGUUUGAUACUUUAUUAUCAGUUCUUCCUGGUUUUGCUAUGGCAAGAGCUGUGCAGUUCUACUGCUGUUGUGGAGUAUUGGUGAUCAGACAGUUUUUGUUGACUUGCUUUGCAGAUUGCAGUUUUGCAUGGUACUGUUAG
This is a messenger RNA of Rhinichthys klamathensis goyatoka, 1208 nucleotides long. RefSeq names its product pro-neuregulin-3, membrane-bound isoform-like. Lineage: Eukaryota; Metazoa; Chordata; Actinopteri; Cypriniformes; Leuciscidae. The transcript is spliced from 2 exons. The record is from RefSeq and is a predicted model, not a curated record. The coding region runs from base 369 to 1208 and encodes 279 amino acids.